This is a messenger RNA of Pterocles gutturalis (yellow-throated sandgrouse), 762 nucleotides long. Its product is annotated as P2Y purinoceptor 1-like. The record is from RefSeq and is a predicted model, not a curated record. Gene Ontology annotation, cellular component: plasma membrane. The transcript is spliced from 3 exons. Gene Ontology annotation, biological process: G protein-coupled receptor signaling pathway. The coding region runs from base 1 to 762 and encodes 253 amino acids. Lineage: Eukaryota; Metazoa; Chordata; Aves; Pterocliformes; Pteroclidae. Gene Ontology annotation, molecular function: G protein-coupled receptor activity.
AUGGGCAUUGAUACAAACUGGGCCAUAAAGAGCACACUCCAUGAAAAGAUGAUGAAUGGUACAUGCACUACUUUCAUUUGCAACAGAAAUCCUAAACUGGAGUGGUACUGUUAUUUGUUGCUUCUGGUUUGUCUUUUCACUUUACUAGCAGGAUUUCUUGGCAAUAUACUCGCACUACGACAUUAUGCGUACUGCAUGAAGACAUGGACUACCAGUACUAUAUUUCUGUUUAAUUUAGCACUGUGUGACUUGACUUGGACUCUCAUGGCACCUUUUUCAGUAUAUUACAGUCUCCAGAAGUCAGCUGUCUAUUCCAGUCAAGCAUUUUAUCAGAUCAUAAGACUAUUUUUUAGUAUUAAUAUCUAUGGAAGUGUCUAUUUCCUGACAUUCAUCAGUUUUGACAGGUAUGUAGGUGCUGUCCAUCCUAUCACUUCAUUAACAUGGUGGGACAAACGAAAGGCUGUGUUUUGUACCAUCGCCGUAUGGAUCUUCAUAGUGAUUGCAUCAAUGCCCGAGAUCUACUACACAGUUGCAGCUGGAAGACAACACAACAUCCCAUAUGCCCUGGAUGGCACUGAAGAACCUCUACAAUUUGCAGUGCCAUUCACACUCUCCAAGAUUGUAUUGAGAUUCCUAAUUCCAGUCACAGUCAUCUUUACGUGCUAUAUGUUGACUCUAAAAGCACUACUACAACUCAGUUUAGACAACUGUGCUGAUGCAGUUAAAAGGAAACCUGUAAAAACAGAUAUUGAUUUCCUAUAA